Molecule: messenger RNA, 815 nt
Organism: Ctenocephalides felis (cat flea)
Lineage: Eukaryota; Metazoa; Arthropoda; Insecta; Siphonaptera; Pulicidae
Exons: 5
Coding region: 69-815 (248 amino acids)
Biological process (GO): regulation of transcription by RNA polymerase II
Cellular component (GO): nucleus; transcription regulator complex
Source: RefSeq, a predicted model, not a curated record
CAGUCAUUAAGUAAAAAGACUAGUGUUUCAGUGUUGGAUUUAACAGUUGAUUCAAAAAUCGCCUUCUAAUGAUAAUGGCAGAUUUUACCGCCUUGCUGAUCGCCAAAGUGCGAUCCAACGAACUUUUGUACGACAUGGAACAUCCUCAGUACAAAAAUGCAAAACUUAAAGAAGCCAUCUACGAGGACAUUGGAAAGCAACUUAACACCACUGGUGAAGACAUCAAGAAAAAAUGGAAAAACCUGCGCGACACUUACACGAAACAUCUGCGAAGUCAAGCUGGCCAUCUGGCAGCAAAGAACUACAAGAACUGGCCCUGGGCCAAACACAUGGACUUCGUUAAGCCUUUCCAGAGCAGUGUCAAUAAUGCUGCAAAUAACGCCCAAAAAGAAAAAGAUGCCAAAACUAUGAAAUGCGAAUCUAUGGAAUCUGCUGAAGAACAUGCCGCCACUUUUGAUGAAUUGCAGUUACCAGAAUUUGAUGAGGAACAGUUACCUUGCUAUCUUCCCAAUGAGCAACCUGUAGAAGUGGAACUUCACGAAGCCAAAACUCCUUGUGGAAGUGACAUACCGAAUUAUUUUAAAAGAAAUGCAACCCACAGGUGUAUAGAAAAUUUAGAUGGCACCGAACACAUUUUUCUCGGUUAUGCAAAAUUGUUGAAAAAUUUUUCGGCCAGAAGACAAGCUACUGUGAAGAUGAAAAUCGCAAAAUUGAUGUUAGAUGAAGAAUUAGCUCAUUUAGAUGAACUUGCAGCAUCUUCAGAUAGAUUUAAAGAUGACAUUUAUCAAAUGAAAAUUAAUCAUAAUAAUAGCUGA